Molecule: messenger RNA, 2211 nt
Organism: Tetrahymena thermophila SB210
Lineage: Eukaryota; Ciliophora; Oligohymenophorea; Hymenostomatida; Tetrahymenidae
Product: transmembrane protein, putative
Exons: 1
Biological process (GO): reciprocal meiotic recombination
Cellular component (GO): nucleus
Molecular function (GO): double-stranded DNA binding
Source: RefSeq, a predicted model, not a curated record
AUGAAAGUUGUUUAAAGUUUUUAAAAUAUAGAUUUGUUUGGUACUCAAAUUGGAAUCUAGUAUAAUAAGAAACAUAGCUUUAAUACCAAACUUGGAGGGUUCAUCACAUUUGGUUUAAGCGCCAUUCUCAUUUUGUAUAUAAUGAAUAUAGUUUAAGUCUACUUUUCACACUCUUAAGUGUCAGUGAUUCAAGAAAUUCAAAAUAUGCCUAACUCUAAAUAGUUUAACCUGAGUGCAAAUAAUUUUUCCUUUAUGGUUGGAAUCACAGAUGUAUACUAUAAUUAGUUUAUUGAUGAUUCUGUUUACACCUUGACCGUCAAGUAAAACAUUCAAUAAAAACUGCUAAAUUAAACGACUGGAAAGUAUUAGACAAAGUAAACAACUAAUAAUCUUAAACUUUAAAGAUGUACAGAAAAUCAUUUUUAAAUUCAAAAAACUUAAGACUACUUUUUGCAAUAAGAUUAUAAAAAUUUCUAUUGCUUAUCACUCGAUGAAUAAUUAUAAUUGUAAGGCAUUUACAACUCUGAAAUUUUUUAGUAAAUUGAGAUAGAAGUUAGUUCUUGUUCUGGUAAUAGCUGCGCAGAUCCAGCCUAUAUUAAUAAAAAACUAAAUAAUUGUUACUUUUAAGUUUAUUUUAUAGAUAAAAAUGUGAAAACAACUGAUCUAAAUAACCCUUUUGAUCCUAUAGGUAGGUCUGUAUUCUAUAUAGCUGGAACUGGUUUUUCAAAGACAAUCAAUUUAUAUUUCGCUCAAAACAGCAUAUCCACUGACACAGGAAUAGUUAUGGAAGAUACUCAAGAAGAAACUGAUUUAACUUUUAGCUCAGAUAGAGAAUAAGUAGUUUCUAAAAAUGGUAAUAGAUUGUUUUUGCUUCAGAUGUCUCUAGAUCCAAAUAAAUAAAUUAAUUACACUAGAAAAUAUUUAACCAUUUCUUAAGGAUUGUCAUAGAUAGGUGGUAUCUAUAAUAUUUUGUUUGCUAUUGGGUGCUUUAUAUGCAGGCCAUAUGCUUAGUUAUAAUAUAAGCGCAAUCUGAUGAAUAAAGUGUUUGGCUUCGAGUAUUCUGAUUUUGAAUAAUAAAAAUAAUAAAACAAGGAAGAUGAAGAAGAAAACAAUAAGAAUAAUAAAGAUCAUUUAGAAAUACUAGAGUAAAGAGGUAUAUAUACUAAUUAUGAAAAGGAUUCAAUUUAAGAGGGUUCAAAAGAAAAGGAAUAGCAAUCAAAAGACUUCGAAGAGUAACAUAUAAAUCACUAUGAACAAAAAACAAUAUAAAAUUCUACUAGAGCUAGACAAAAAUCAUUAAAUUUUACUGAAAGAUCAUCUCGACUUUCUGUUACUUAAAAAUAGAAAGAAAAUGAGAGAGAUUUGAAAAGAUUCUUUAAAUAAACAUUUGAAUAAUUGAGGAUUAAGUCUUAUGAUUACUUUAGUUACUAUUUAUCUUUUUUCACAUGCAGAAGAUAAUAGAGAUCUGAAGUUAUUGAUUAUGGAUUACAAAAACUGUAUAAUCAUCUUGACAUUGUCUACAUUCUCAAUAAAUUGAUAGAAUUCGAAAAACUAAAAAAGCUUUUAUUAAAUGAGAAUCAAUUGAGAUUAUUCGAUUAUAUUCCUAAGCCUAUCAUCAAAGUGAACAAAAACACAAAUCAAAUAAUUUAAACUGACUAGAAUGACUCUAGCAACGCAGGAAUAUUUUACGAAGAUAAAAGGACUUUAAUUUAAAAGGCGGAAGAUGCCCAAGAAGCUUAUAACAACAUAAUAAAUUAGAGCCAGUAGAAUUCAGAACUCAAUCAAAAGUUGAUUAAUCUCCUUCAUCCUAAAUUAAUUGAAUUAUUUAAGUUACAAUCUUUUGAUAAAUCUGAUUGGUUAAGAGAUAGAUCACCUUCGUGCAGAUAAAAAAAAAAUUAGUUUGCUAUAUAGAUUCCCUUUUUAUCACCAACAAGCAACGAUACUGAAAGACAUUUUUUCUAAUAAACACAAAGACCUAAAAAUGAAUAUUAGUAGGUUUUAAAUACUCAAUAACCUGGGUAAGCUUCAAUAAAAGACAUUUAAACUAUAACACAUUGCUAGCAAGAUAGUGAUGAUCUAAAUCCUGCUUAAACAUUUAGCGAGUAUGAAGUUUGCUAAAAACCAGUUAGAGAUACUUAUAGUAAGUACCUUAGAAAUUAAAAAAAUAUGAAUUAGAAUAAUAUAAUGCUAAAUUUAAAUGAAAAUAAGUGA